This is a messenger RNA of Schizophyllum commune H4-8, 821 nucleotides long. RefSeq lists its product as uncharacterized. The coding region runs from base 320 to 760 and encodes 146 amino acids. Lineage: Eukaryota; Fungi; Basidiomycota; Agaricomycetes; Agaricales; Schizophyllaceae. The transcript has 2 exons. The record is from RefSeq and is a predicted model, not a curated record.
AGGUCCCUCCUUAUGCGUCAAGAACCCGCAGCGCCUCAACAGGCUCGGCGAGCCAUAAACAAGCUCAGAUAGCCAUAAAUACACCCAACAAAGCCUAUCCACCGCUUUAGCUUGGCGCUGCAAAUGGAUUGCUCUUAUGACUGCGUCGACUUCACCUGUGAUCCCGCCCGCCGACUGGUGGCUGCGCUGCCGCUUGUAUCUUAUCGAAGCCUACCGCGCCACCAUCGUCGCUCGGUACCGACCUCUGCGUCCUUCACUCGAGAGCGACGUGCGGGAGACUUCCGUAGGCUGAUGGCGGGGCGCGUCUACGGCGAAUGGGAUGACACCUUCCAUACGAAUGGGGCCUUCGCUACGUCUCUGCCGCUGCUUCAUGGCAAUAUCUCGGGGCCAUGGACAUCCCCUCGGGCCUCCCUGGCGUUCUCGUUCUAGCUGUGGGGUCCUUCUCUCCCAACUGGCAUCUCUGAAUUCAGUACACCACUCUUGGGCCGUUCUUCUUGCGCGAUUACGCGGAGACUCAGUACACUUUCUUCAACGCGAGCCCCUCGUAAGCCGCUCAGCGAAAGUAACUAACCAAGUACGAGGACUUUGGCUGGCUUCUGGCCUAUCAGCAGCUCCUCUGCAUACCUGUUUAACGCGCGACCGGUGCGGGCCGCAGCGCAAUGCACGAAGUCGCGACGCGCUCUAUCCACAACUUGGACUCCGCGCCACUGACUGUCUGAGGCCGAGCGAUGCCCAGGUCAAGGACCGACGAACUACGUGACCUCUCCGUGCCUGGCGUAUACGAUGGCGGCAAAACUCGAAGCGGGCGGAAGGCACCUUUA